This is a messenger RNA of Cannabis sativa, 594 nucleotides long. RefSeq names its product putative receptor-like protein kinase At3g47110. The transcript is spliced from 2 exons. The record is from RefSeq and is a predicted model, not a curated record. Gene Ontology annotation, biological process: protein phosphorylation. Lineage: Eukaryota; Viridiplantae; Streptophyta; Magnoliopsida; Rosales; Cannabaceae. The coding region runs from base 24 to 545 and encodes 173 amino acids. Gene Ontology annotation, molecular function: ATP binding; protein kinase activity.
GUAACAUUCUUCUUGACAAUGAUAUGAUUGCUCAUGUUGGUGAUUUUGGGUUAGCAAGGUUCAUUCAAGAAGCCACAACUCAACAAACAAGUUCAUUUGUAUUGAAAGGAACUAUUGGGUAUGCUGCACCAGAAUAUGGAAUGGGAAGUAAGGUUUCAACACAUGGUGAUGUGUACAGCUAUGGAAUACUCUUGCUAGAGAUUUUUACAGGAAAGAGACCAACUGAUGAAAUGUUUAAAGAUGGGUUGAGUCUUCAUGAUUAUGUUAAGAGGGCAUUACUAAGAAGACAAAUCUCAGAUGUUUUAGAUCCAAUAUUUGUGGUUGGAGGAGAAAGAGAAGAAGAGGCACCAAUUAACAUAGAUAUUUCUAAUAAUAAUGAAGUGGGUUACAGCAAGAAAGAACAAAGAGAGGAGUGUUUAACUGCAAUCCUAAGAGUUGGAGUUGCAUGUUCUGUGGAAACACCAAGAGAAAGAAUGAACUUUACUGAUGUCAUCAAGGAAUUGAAGUUGGUCAGAAAAAUUAUUGGAAGGUUCUCAAGAAACUAAUCUGUUUUUACUAGAUAGAGCUCCUAGCACCAAGAUAUAUAUAUAAAUA